AGUUGUUCCUGAGGAGUUAUGGCCGUCAUGGAAAGUGUUUACCAGAGGAUCUUUUAAUAACUUGGCUUAACCUAUGACAUAAAUGAUAGCAAAUGGCAGCGGUUUUCCUGGUGACCCUGUAUGAGUACUCCCCACUGUUUUAUAUCAGCGUGGUGUCUUUGUGUUUUGUUGUUACCGCCGCCAUUGUGCUCGGCUGGUUUGGCUUUGAUGUCCCAGUGAUCCUUCGCAGCUCUGAUGAGACAGCGUCUAUCCUACCAACCCCUGAUAAGCAAAUGGUUCAGGUGACCAAUCCUUUUGCCCUGGAGAUGGGCUCUGGGCUGGCAUCUGUCACUGAUGGGGUGUCAUUGAGGCCUUGCUGUCUGGAGCCCUGCGUGCUGAGCUGUUUCUGGGGCUGUGAGGUCAGUGCCCUGCAGGGAGGGCUGCAGGCCCACCAGCAUGGCCAGAGGCUCAACACCCCCCAACAUUUCCAGGAUGCCCUGCACCUUCGCUACCACCACUGCCAGAGCUUCCAUAUCGGCAUUGAAGACAGAGAGGAACGGCACACACAGAUUCCUGCUGACCAGGGGAUCACAGAUUUUGGGCCAUUGCCAAGGGAACGCUACCCUCUUGUGGCUGUGCUGACACUGGCAGAGGGAGAAGCCAGAGACAUGUACAACAUUGUGGCCAGUGUGAAUAUUAUUCACGUUCCUGAUGACAAAUACAGCCUUUCUGCACGUGUUCUCUUUCAAUACCUUCUCACGUCACAGGGGAACAUGUUCGAAUUAAAGCCUCUCUUCAUGUCAGCUGACGGUGGGGGGGUAUCUGGGCCUCCUGACUCAGAACAGAGUCCCCAACCCAGUGAACCCAACGACGAGGCCAGCAGAGUACAGCAGAGUCCGGUGCUGGAGGAUGAGGACUGGUCAGAAGGGAGGGGCAGAGACUGUGUGGUCUGUCAGAAUGCGGCAGUGAACAGGGUCCUGCUUCCUUGCAGACAUGCCUGUGUGUGUGACAGCUGUGUGUCACACUUCCAGCACUGCCCCAUCUGCAGGGCCUUCGUCCUAGAGUCCUUCACCCUGACACCGGGACAAGCUGCAGAACAAUGACUCCAUAUUGAACCAGUGAAUGCUAUUUAUAAUAUAAUACGCAGGACCACAUUCACUGUUGCAAAAUAAUCCCUCACUGGACACCAAAUCAGAAUCAAAUAUUCUUGAAAUUAUUUUCCAUCAAGCCUCCAUGGACAAACAUUUAGCUGGACUGUAGCAAUGUAUUAUCUUUGUUAGUUACACUGCAGCAGCUACACAACUACAAACUAAGAACCAAUCCAUUACACUACAUCCAGCGUUUCCCACUGAUCCAUACAUUUCAGAUCUCCAAAUAAAAGAGAAAGUGUUUCUUUCA
This is a messenger RNA of Micropterus dolomieu (smallmouth bass), 1377 nucleotides long. RefSeq names its product cell growth regulator with ring finger domain 1 (gene cgrrf1). NCBI's taxonomy places the organism in Eukaryota, Metazoa, Chordata, Actinopteri, Centrarchiformes, Centrarchidae. The record is from RefSeq and is a predicted model, not a curated record. The transcript has 6 exons. Gene Ontology annotation, biological process: negative regulation of cell growth. Bases 93 to 1082 code for a protein of 329 amino acids.